Molecule: messenger RNA, 303 nt
Organism: Adineta ricciae
Lineage: Eukaryota; Metazoa; Rotifera; Eurotatoria; Adinetida; Adinetidae
Source: the annotation of a GenBank genome assembly
AUGUCACUAUUACAUAAGGACACAACAUUUACAAAAAUUUUCGUCGGUGGUCUGCCCUAUCAUACAACAGAUGAAACCUUACGAAAAUUUUUCGAACGUUUCGGCGAGAUUGAAGAAGCCGUGAUCACCGAUCGACAAACUGGCAAAUCACGUGGUUAUGGAUUUGUAACGAUGGGCACUCAAGAAGCGGCAAAUCUAGCAACAAGAGAAGCCAACCCCGUCAUUGAUGGUCGCAAAGCGAAUGUGAAUUUAGCCUAUCUCGGAGCGAAGCCUCGUGUCAUACCAACACCUACUGGUAAGUAA